UGAUAAUGCAGCCCUCUAGAACUUUAUCCAACUCCAUUCCGAUGUAAAAAAGUUUGUUUUAGUUGUUGUGGAGGUACAGCAAAACCCUAUUCACCCCGGGGGGUUCUCCAAGUGAUUGGCUGCGUCUCUUGUGCUUAAUCGAAUUAAUAUUGAGUUGAUUAAGUUUUGUUUUUCUGUGUGCACUCGAGUGUCUACUCAAGCCGGCCAAUUUACUGGCUGGAUACAAUCCACUCAACAAAACAUGCGUUGCAUUACUGACAGUGAAAUCAAUCCAACGAAUGACUCGAGUAAAAUAAUAUGUGACGCAUCGAUCAAUUGGGGAAUGACUACUGGUUUUCAUGAGAGUUGACACGUUGGAAUUUAUUGAGAAAGAGAAUAAACACUUCUUCCAUUUGUCAGAAGUGGAGGUUUUAAUUGAGAAAUUAAUUGAUAAUGAUAUUGGUGUUAAUCUUAUUAAUCUCUCAAGCUGCGGGGUUCGAGGAUAAUAUCUGCAGAAAUCAGACAAUAUUGCAAACACCUGGCGACGCUUUAUUAACUGUGUUCGUAGAUGCGACAUUUGGCCCCUACUGUAAUGAAUCUUUAUCAAAGGGCUUCCAAGAAGUGACAACAGCACUUUAUGUAACAACGGCAUUGAACAGAGAAGAUUACAUUCCCGGAAUGACCUUAGGAUUGCGGUUGAUAGACACCUGUCAAGAUCCUAGAUCAGUCCAGAGGAUGUGCCUGAUGCUGGCAUCAGAACCGGAUUGCACCCAUGAUUAUUACAACCUGGGUGUCCUGGCCCCUCAGUCAUACAUCUCCAUCCUCCAGCCCCUCCAAGACAUCACCGAUCUUCCACUGGCUUUUUAUUUCAAUGACAACAUCUCAAAACCAUUAGUGAAUAUAGCAAUGAAUUUCAUCACCCACAAAUUCGAGACUAUUGAUCUACUCUUGACACACAAUGAUUUUGUUCAUAAUAUUAUUCUUGAUGAGACCAGAGAGACGAGCAUUUGUGUCGAGAGUUUUAAUAAUUUGACGAAACUCGAUAAUAUGGAUAAUGGACUAAUUGUCGCAGCUGGUGAAGAAAGAUCGAUCAGGUCAUGGCUAGAAAAAUACAGGGAAAAACAAACUUGGCUCAUUAUUCCAAUGGAUGACUCCGAGCCUGAUGAUGUCGUGCCCACUGGCUCUUACAUCAUCAGGUCGGAGUCUCUCGCGCUCGACCUCGAGGAUUACCUAAUACCAGAGAACGAUGAAAUCCUGGUUCACUCACCCCAUCUGAUGAGCAUCGGAAAAUCCCUGGUUUCAACAGCUGAGUUAUUAUCAGACAUCCAGAGAAAUAACUGUCCUUCCGGUAUUUGCGCGUUUCCUCCCUUCGACACGAGACUCUUGAAGAAAAUUUCCACAGACCACAUAUUCGAUAUCCUGAAGGCUCCCGAGUACUCCAGAACGAUAAACUACGUAAUUUCCGAAAGAAUCGAUGCAGAAGUUGAGGAUCUGGUGGAUAUUUUGUCCUAUCAAGUGGAUGCGGAGACGUUGAAAGUGAUUUCUAAUGUAUCAGAGCCUCACGUGACGUCUUGCUGGGAUAAAAAAACUUGUGAAAGUUGUCUCAACUUCGGAAACAAUCCAGCAACCACCGGGAUAAUCCCCGAUGUCGAAUCCACCCCGGGAAAAAUUGAAAUAAGACCUGACUACUGGGUGCCAGUAGUUAUGGUCUUCGUUGUGUUCGGCAGUGCUGUAUCACUAGCAGUGGGACUUUAUAUUAUUUAUAAAUUCUCUUUGAAGGAUCCACUGGACGGUAAUCCCACGCUAACAAUCUUCCUCAUACUGGGUAAUAUCUUCCUUCUCUUCUCCACCACCCCUUUUUGCCUGGAGGAGAAAACUCUGGGUCAUGACGAGUUGAACUCGAGGAAGAUAUUCGUUGCUACACUGUCAACGGGCUUUGUAUUUUCAGUAAUGCUCUCCAGGGCCUUUUUCCUCGCCUUCUCCACCGGAGGGGUCUACACCAGCCACAUCAAUGGAUAUCUGCAGGGGCUCAUGCUACUUUUCGUGUUUGGAGUACAAAUUGGAUUGUCUACGAUGUAUUUCCUCGUUGCUCCCAGGAAUUCUGAGGAGACUUUGAAGAGUCCUGUCUUUAUAGGAUUGCUGAGCUAUGAUAUACUUCUCCUUCUGAUGCUCCUCGCAGUUUGUUCUCUCAUCCACAAAAUACCCCGAAACUAUCGAGAGGGCAAGUGUCUGUCCUUGACAGCCAUCGGCUUGCUGUCAACCUGGUGCAUCUGGAUCUUGAUCUUCAUAAUCAUAAAUGAUGGAUGGCGAGACAUCGUCGUGACCUUCGCCCUGGUGUUGACGGCAUAUGGUAUUAUUGUCGGUGUUCUUCUACCUCGAGUCUACUUCAUGAUAACCCACGUAAAACCCGACAAGACUUUUCAAGGUCACGUCGAUGGAGCAAAUCUACGCUUCGAGCCCCGGAGACGCACCAUACGCCAGCCAAGAAAAUCAUUUUACGAUUACGUUUUGCCGAUGGAGGGGAUGAGAAAUCCAUCGGGUGUUCCGGGGGCACAUCCCAACUUCUACGGAAGCUCCAGUCCCAAUCGUCGACGUCGGGAUUCCGAAGGAAACUCGACUGGCGUCAGUGUUAAAGGCAGUGGAUACAAUAAUUUUGGAUAUCACACUGAGAUAAGAGAAGCGGAAAAUCAUUAUGUCGUGCCGAAAGUUUGCGUUGUGCAAACAAAUGAUGGGAAAAAAAACCGGGGAAGCAUAAAGAGUACAACAAGUAGUGAUUCCGACUACGCACAGCCAAAUUACCCGGGGAUGAGAGACAAUUCACUGGAUGAUGAUUGUCUGGAGGCCGAGCUGUACCUCGACAGUAAAAAGCUAUCGCCAAAACGAGGGCCUAAUGAGUCGUAUCCCUCGAGGUGUUCAACCCCUCGGCUGUACCAGACCGAAGCCACAAUUGAUGAAGAGGACGAGGACACCGAGGAGGCAUCCAAAGUCACCCGUUUCUAAUCACUUGAGAAAUAUUUCUGUAAUUCACUUCUGUAUCUCAUUGUAAAUAAGAUUGAUUGAGAAACGAAUUCGAAAGGAGAAAUAAAAAUUUCCGUUUCACCCUG
Molecule: messenger RNA, 3083 nt
Organism: Fopius arisanus
Lineage: Eukaryota; Metazoa; Arthropoda; Insecta; Hymenoptera; Braconidae
Gene: boss
Product: bride of sevenless
Exons: 8
Coding region: 433-2979 (848 amino acids)
Biological process (GO): G protein-coupled receptor signaling pathway
Cellular component (GO): plasma membrane
Molecular function (GO): adenylate cyclase inhibiting G protein-coupled glutamate receptor activity
Source: RefSeq, a predicted model, not a curated record